Molecule: messenger RNA, 1413 nt
Organism: Arabis nemorensis
Lineage: Eukaryota; Viridiplantae; Streptophyta; Magnoliopsida; Brassicales; Brassicaceae
Source: the annotation of a GenBank genome assembly
AUGGCAAUGGCUGUAUCUUCUUCAUCUUCUUCAGGGAUCACGAGCUCUGCUUUCUCUCGUUCCGCCAUUUCUUCUGAUCAUAAAGUAUCGCAAAUUGGCUCGUUGAGGUUAUUGGAUCGUGUUCAUGUUACUCCGAUGACUCUGAAUCUAUCAUCUGGGAAGCGAUCUUUUGUUAAACCUUUAAACGCAGAGCCAAAGACGAAAGAAUCAAUGAUUCCUAAUGCAGCAACAACAGCAAUGGUAGCUGAAAUUGCAGAGGAAGUAGAUCAUCAUGUAAUUGAGAUUGAAGAUUUUGAACAACUUGCAAACAAGUUAGAGAAUGCUUCACCUCUUGAAAUUAUGGAUAAAGCUCUUGAGAAAUCCGGGAACGAUAUCGCAAUCGCAUUUAGUGGUGCAGAGGAUGUUGCUUUGAUUGAGUAUGCUCAUUUAACUGGGAGGCCAUAUAGAGUAUUUAGUUUGGAUACAGGGAGAUUAAACCCCGAAACGUAUCGGUUUUUCGAUGCGGUUGAGAAGCAUUAUGGGAUUAGAAUUGAGUAUAUGUUUCCUGAUUCUGUUGAGGUUCAAGGUUUGGUUAGGAACAAAGGGUUGUUUUCUUUCUAUGAAGAUGGUCAUCAAGAGUGUUGCCGUGUUCGAAAGGUGAGACCUUUGAGACGUGCUCUCAAGGGUUUAAAGGCUUGGAUCACUGGACAAAGGAAAGAUCAAUCUCCGGGAACGAGGUCUGAGAUUCCUGUGGUUCAGGUUGAUCCGGUUUUUGAAGGUUUGGAUGGUGGAGUUGGUAGUUUGGUGAAAUGGAAUCCGGUUGCGAAUGUUGAAGGGAACGAUGUUUGGAAUUUCUUGAGGACUAUGGAUGUUCCGGUUAACACAUUGCACGCGGCAGGGUAUGUUUCGAUCGGAUGUGAGCCCUGCACGAGAGCGGUUUUACCGGGACAGCACGAGAGGGAAGGGAGAUGGUGGUGGGAAGAUGCUAAGGCUAAGGAGUGUGGACUUCACAAAGGCAAUAUCAAGGAUGAUGCUAGUAAGGGUAGUGUAAACGGGGAAUCGAAAUCCGCUGUUGCAGAGAUCUUUACGAGUGAGAAUCUUGUGACUUUGAGCAGGCAAGGGAUUGAGAAUUUGAUGAAGUUGGAGAACCGUAAAGAGCCUUGGAUCGUUGUGCUUUAUGCCCCAUGGUGUCCCUUUUGUCAAGCCAUGGAAGCAUCGUAUGAUGAAUUGUCCGAUAAACUGGCUGGAAGCGGGAUCAAGGUUGCGAAAUUCAGAGCCGAUGGUGACCAGAAGGAGUUUGCAAAGCAGGAGUUACAGCUCGGUAGCUUCCCAACCAUACUUGUCUUCCCAAAGAACUCUUCAAGACCGAUCAAGUAUCCAUCUGAGAAGAGAGAUGUCGAUUCUUUGACUUCGUUCUUGAAUCUUGUCCGGUGA